CGUUUAUUCGUUAAUCUUCCCCUUCAUCUUUCCUUCCGUUCCUCUUCCACCGUCUGGUUCAUUCGUUGAACGCAACGCAAUCGCCUCCCUUUCCUUAAACCCAAAGGAAGAGGAAGGGGUCGAUUCGAUUCGAUUCCGAGGAGUUGACCUUAACCCCUACUACAUGUACACAGCCACCCAGCUCGGGAUUUCGCAGCCUCAUAAGUUCAGCACCGGUUCAAUUCGCCAUUGAAUCCCAGCUCCAAGAUGAUAAACUGAAGUGCUUGUUCACAUUACCAGCUCAAUUGAUGGCAUCGAGAACGUUGAGGCGGCGGCUUCAUCACGGAGAUGUAGAUGGUAAAAGCCACGAGCAUAUGGAAGCAUCGGGAUUGGAUAGUUUGGAUGAACCCCUUUUGGGGAGCUAUAAUCAUGACGAUAGACCUUCAGAGGGAAGCUCACAAGAUCUUUGGGAUGAUGAAAGAAGGAAGCAGCAUCUGCACUGGACAUUGUUGUUUAGCCAAUUGAUAACGCAAUGGGUUCAAUGGCUUGCAAACAUGGUCAUUGGAUCCGGUUCACUCAUCGGACGGUUUUUUUCUAUCCCUUUUUCAACACAGACUGGGCUAACUAGGAAAUUUCUUCAACCAGCUCUAAGUCUGUUGCAGGAAGAAAGACUCAGAAGUCUGCAGCAGAGGCUGGAAGUUCCAUUUGAUGGUUCUCGUUUACAGCAUCAAGAUGCUCUUAAAAAGUUGUGGAGGUUGGCUUACCCUGAUAGAGAACUCCCUUCUCUAAAAUCAGAGCUAUGGAAAGAUAUGGGUUGGCAAGGUUCUGAUCCUUCAACAGAUUUUAGGGGUGGAGGGUUUAUCUCGCUGGAGAAUCUAAUCUUCUUUGCCCAGAAAUAUCCAGAAUCAUUUCAGAGGCUGUUACAUAAACAAGAUGGAAUCAGGGCCGAAUGGGAAUAUCCUUUUGCUGUGGCCGGGAUUAAUAUAUCUUUCAUGUUGGCACAAAUGUUGGAUCUUCAGUCGGGAAAACCGUCAUCUUUAGCUGGAGUCAGGUUCUUAGAGCUCCUCAAGGAUGAUGAAAUGGCAUUUGACCAUCUUUACUGUGUUGCCUUCCGAAUGAUGGAUGCCCAGUGGCUUGCAAAACGUGCCUCAUACAUGGACUUCAAUGAUGUUUUGAAGUCUACAAGAGAGCAGCUGGAACGCGAGCUUUCUCUGGAAGAUGUUUCUAGCAUCAGAGAUUUGCCCGCUUACAACCUGUUGAAAUGGUAAAUUGAUCGGUUCUGCUUGAACAAUGUGGGCCUUUUUCUAGUCCCCUCUGUUGGUCCUAAUUCCUGCUUGAGGUUCCAUAUACCAAGUACUGUUUCGGGGAAGUGUAUAAACAUGAUUCAGAAACUCAAGUUUCGGUGUCGAAUGUACACGGAAAAAGCUUGUUUGAAUGGAGAAAUAGCUUACUAUUUU
Punica granatum (pomegranate) is the source of this 1436-nucleotide messenger RNA. The record is from RefSeq and is a predicted model, not a curated record. Lineage: Eukaryota; Viridiplantae; Streptophyta; Magnoliopsida; Myrtales; Lythraceae.